Molecule: messenger RNA, 447 nt
Organism: Amoebophrya sp. A120
Lineage: Eukaryota; Dinophyceae; Syndiniales; Amoebophryaceae
Source: the annotation of a GenBank genome assembly
AGUAAAGACGCAUGAUUGGGAAUUGGACACACAGUGUCUGCACUGCCCCGAGUAUCUCAAUGCACAACGUCGCGUCUUCCCCUUCACUUGUCAUGCGAAAGAGCACCAGAUUGAUUCAAACUCUUUGCACGUUGGAACUGGUGUAACUGUUUGUAUGGCCUUAUGAUAUGAUCCCCGCUCCGUGGUCGCGUUUUUUUGAUGUCAUGCAAAAGCUGCAUGCGAACUGACCUGCUAUCGACGAUAUUCUAUUUGCUUUUCAUCCCAGUGCGAAUGCGGGCGGGGGGAACAUCAAGUCGUGCAUUUUCAUAGCGGCAACUUAAAACACUACACCGACUUCUUCGACCAGAGACUGACCACAAACCCGGCUGCCACAGUAACUGGGAUCGUUAUUCACAUCGACGGUUUUCAAGAAACCCUCAACGUUUUUUUCCGAUUGGAAGCCACACU